AUGGAGGCGUUGGGUAGAAUGAUGGAGGCUGUUGUUCUUGUGUUUUUGUGUCGUUUGGGGGGGUUGGGGGGGUUAUUUCCAGUUUUUUCGGUGGGAAAUACCAAUAAUGGGACCAUCACACUUACUCACCUUCUUUUUGCAAAUGAUACUGUGGUUUUUUGUGAUGCGGAUCAUGAUCAAAUUCAAGCCUUAAGAGUUGUGUUGUUAUGUUUUGAAGCUGUUUCGGGCCUUAAGGUGAAUAUGGAUAAGUCGGAGAUGGUUUUAGUGGGGGAGGUUUGGAAUAUAAAUUUUCUGGCAAACUUUUUGGGCUAUUGGAAAAAAGUUGGCUGGUUAGUUGGAAGUGGUUGUAUUUAUCAAAAGGAGGUGGAAGAAAAUGUCAAGUGCAAUGAGAAUGGUGCACCUGUUAAAAGACUUAGGAGAAAGGCUAUAAUUGUCCAUGCUGAGAAUAUAGCUGGAAGAAGAUUUUGGAAUGAACAUCCAAGUCUUCUGAAGGAGGUGGUUGGUUUUACGGAGGAUGUGGACAAAAUAAAACUGGAGUAUGUUAGGUUCUUCCAAUUUGAGAACAAAUUGAUGCCAUCUACAUGGAUUGUAAUUAGAAUUGAUGGCUGCCAUUUUCACAGAUUUUCUGAAGUUCAUCAAUUUGAGAAGCCAAACGACAAACAAGCUCUGAACCUUAUGAAUUCCUGUGUAGUGGCUGUGUUACAAGAGAUUCCAGAUAUAAUAUUUGGGUAUGGUGUCAGUGAUGACUACAGCUUUGUUUUUAAGAAGGAUUCUCAUUUCUAUCAACGUCAAGCAAGUGAAAUAGUGUCUGUCACUGUAUCAUUCUUCUCUUCCAUGUACGCAAUGAAAUGGAAAGAAUUCUUUCCACUGAAAGAAUUGAAGUACCCUUCUUUUGAUGGACGUGAUGUAUGCUAUCCAUCAGAUGAGAUUCUUCAAGACUAUCUAGCAUGGAGACAAGUUUUUUGCCACAUCAAUAAUCAGUAUAAUACUUGUUUCUGGAUGCUUGUAAACAAGAAAGGAAAAAGCAAAAGUGAAGCUCAAGAUUAUCUGAAAGGGACUCAAGCAAGAGAGAAAAAUGAACUACUUAUCAAGGAAUUUUAUAUUGAUUACAAUGAAUUAGAACCAAUGUUCCGCCAAGGUUCCUUUGCUUUCUGGGAGAAGGAAGACAUUACUUUAGCAGAUGAGAAUGGAGCAUCCGUUGCAAAUUCUCACAAUAAAGUUACUGUAGAACAUUGCGACAUAAUCAAGCCGAACUUUUGGGAAGCACAUUCGAGCAUCCUUGGUGAGAUAGUACCAAAACUUUGAAGUAUUUGGUUCACAGUUUUCUUACCAACACGAAUCUCCUGAAAAAGUUCCUUUGCCAUUAUCUUGUAUUACCAGUACAUAUGAGGUUGCCAUGCAUCUGCUUUUCUAUGUUCUGGGAAAGUUGGAAGUUGACAAUAUCGCUGAGAGAAACUUCUCAUACGCAGUUGGGUAACGUGAUGUUGUGUGGUUUUAAGUUGUAAGAGC
Messenger RNA from Carya illinoinensis, 1509 nucleotides. RefSeq names its product tRNA(His) guanylyltransferase 1-like. The record is from RefSeq and is a predicted model, not a curated record. Lineage: Eukaryota; Viridiplantae; Streptophyta; Magnoliopsida; Fagales; Juglandaceae. The transcript has 9 exons. Bases 1 to 1305 code for a protein of 434 amino acids. Gene Ontology annotation, biological process: tRNA modification. Gene Ontology annotation, molecular function: tRNA guanylyltransferase activity; magnesium ion binding.